AGAACCUUAAAGAAGAGAAUAUAAAUAAGGAGAUGUGCAAAAUGAGUCAGCAAGAGCAGGAGAACUCAAUAUUAAGUUUAAGCAGAAAAAAACUAAAGAAUUUACAACUACUGACAAAUGACGUGCGCUUGCAGGAGUAAAGGGCAGCCCAGUCUCUAAGACCGUGGGGGCCAUGAUUCCACCUCGAAGUUUACCUCCCACCCUGUAGGGGUAAUUACCAUCGGUCCAGCGCAACAGAAUUCUGUUACCCCUGCGCGCGUACUGAGAUAGCACGGGACAACACACGCGCACAACUUUUCUUCAAUGAAACACGGAGACUGCGGUUGACCGAAGAUGCCGAGGAAACAUUUAGAGCAUUCGCAGCUGUAGAACUGGAAAUCAAGAGUCACUUCAGGCCAUGGAGUUUGGGCGGGUUUAUUCGAGACAUCAGAAAACGGUGCUGCUAACGAUGAUGUUCAAAUUGGGAAUAUUCUCUGCAGCGACUGCCGACAUCUGCGCAUCCUCUCCAUGUCAACACGGAGGCACGUGCAUAGAUGAAGUGACCGACUACACAUGCAUCUGCCCGGAAGACUCCCGUCUUUAUACAGGUAAAGACUGCGCACUCCUAUAUGACCCCUGCGUCCACGCCAGUUGUCCCAAUUGCAGCAGUGUCCCUGGGACAGAGAACUACACCUGCCCCUGCACCGAGGGAGUGGAAAGCCCUGGCUGCACCCAGAACAUCGACGACUGCGUGGGCAACCCCUGCGCCGGGGUUAAGAGCCGCUGCGUGGAUGACGUGGCCGGCUAUUCCUGCCACUGCCCCAGAGGUUACGACGGCGAGGACUGCCAGACACGCCUAAGCGACUGCACGGAUGACCCGUGCUCCAACAACGGCACGUGUGUCCCGACGCCGGACGGCUUCACGUGCCUGUGCGGCCCGGGUUUCCAGGGGAACCACUGCGAGCACGACACCGACGAGUGCCUAUCCCAGCCUUGCCAGAAUGGCGCCAUCUGCCUUCAGGGCAUAGACAUGUACAUGUGCUUCUGUGUGCCUGGAUUUCAAGGCUACCACUGUGAGAUAGACAUCAACGAGUGCGCCUCGCAGCCCUGCAAGAACAACGGGACGUGCGUCAACAGGAAGGACCGCUAUACUUGCGACUGUUUGUUGGGAUUCAAAGGAGUGAACUGCGAGGUAGAGAUAGACGAGUGCGAGGGGGCGCCCUGUCAGAACGGCGCGACGUGUCGGGACUACGUGGGGCUCUACACGUGCGAGUGCGCGCCCGGUUACGAAGGCGAGGACUGCGAGGUGGAUAUCGAUGAGUGUGCCGCCGCCGCCUGCCUGAACCGCGGCACAUGCGUCGAUAUGGUGAACAGCUAUGUGUGUGACUGCAACGGAACGGGGUUUGUUGGGGAGUUCUGUGAGGAGGAUAUUCUCGAGUGUGCCUCUGAUCCCUGCCAACAUGGAGCUACCUGUCAGGAAGGGGUUAACCAGUACACCUGCCUCUGCUGGCCAGGUUACGAGGGAGCCAACUGCGAGGUGGACGUGGACGAGUGUGAGCCCGAGCCCUGCGAGAACGGUGGCGUGUGCGUCCAGCACUCACAGGCCCACCACUACGGUGUCCUGCCCGGGCUGCCUGAGACCUUCAGCUACGAGCACGCCAAUGGCUUCCUGUGCCGCUGCCCAGCGGGCUUCGCAGGCGACAACUGUUCGGUGAACGUGGACGAGUGUGCAUCUGCGCCGUGCAAAAGUGGUGGAAGAUGUGAGGACCUGAUCAAUGCAUACCGGUGUGUGUGCCCUCCAGGGUUUGAAGGUGUAGUCUGUGAGAGCAACAUUGACGAGUGCAAAAGCACGCCAUGUAAGAACAGAGCCUUUUGUGAGGACGGCAUUAAUGAGUACAUCUGCCAUUGCCGCGCCCCCCCCCCUGAACAGCCGCCUUGGGGCGGCCGUGAUUGUGACACUCUGCUGGUUGGCUGCGUGGACCAGCCCUGCCAAAACGGAGGCACCUGUUUGCCUUUGUUCCACGAAGACCAACACCAUUACAUCUGCAAGUGCCCUCCUGGUUUCCAUGGUGACCGGUGCACGGUCCCCACUACUUUUUCCAUCUCCACAGCAGACCAUGUGCUCGUGGAGGUUCCACGAAACAGGACUGCUAGGGAGGCGGGGCCUCACACACUCACUGUCGCACUGAGGUUCCGGACAGCUUUACCGGAUGCGGUGCUGUUCUUCAGAGGAAGGGCAGAUCAUUUCUUCACACUGGAGAUGACUGGUGGAAGUCUCCUAGCUACUGCAGAAACAGCAAACUUACAGCUGGAGCUGCAGCUCCCGGGCGACUUCAACGACGGACUGUGGCAUGAAGUUUUCGUCUCUGUGGAUGGCAAACAUAUUCGGAUUUCAAGGGCUGGGAAUGUCACGGGUCCCGUAACCAGGGACCACAAGCAGCCUUUUCACACGCAGGGUCUGGAGGAACUGUAUAUUGGUGGAGCCCCACAGGAUUGCUUGAACAAAACAAAGACUGGGAAGGGCUUCAUCGGCUGCAUGGAGGACCUCAUUGUUGACACUCGGCCCAUUCUACCCCAGAACGUCUUUCCACAGCUGGGCUGUAACAAGACAGAAUGGUGCGAUCCAGACCCUUGCUCCCAGCAGGGCCACUGCGUUGACCUUUGGACUGAGUACAGGUGUGACUGCCACAGGCCCUUCUACGGAGUCACCUGUGCCCAUGAGCACACUCCAUGGACGUUCAGCCACGAGAAGAAAAGAAGCUUCGCUGCUUUCCCUAUAACUCGGAACCAUGGCGGCAACGUUACCGUGUCAUUCUUCCUGAAAUCGCUCAAGCACGACGGCCUGGUUUUCCAGCUGAGGCGGGGGGACCGAGCCUACUUCACCGUGUUCUUGAAGGGAGGCGUGGUCUACGUUGCCAUGUCCUCCUCCGUCCAAGGGAUUCCGAAGCUUGUCACGGACGGGAACAAGGCUCUGGUUGCCGUCGACAUCCAAGGAGGAUUCUUGUACAUCAAUCGCACAGAAUUCCUUUUUAGUGCUGGGAAUUUUACAGCGUUCGAAGUGAAGGCAGGAGACAUGGUGUAUCUUGGUGGGCUUCCAGAAGCGAAUGAUACCGUGCCAUGGGGUGGGCACUUCAAAGGGUGUCUACAGGAUGUGCGGUUGGAUGACACUCAGCUAUAUAUGUACUUGGACAGAAACGCCACAAAACCCGAGCAUACGACGUACUUGCGAAGUGUUUUGCAUGACGUACUGGAGCACUGUGUCAGCGACCAAGCAUGUAUGGUGCAGCCUUGCCUGAAUGGAGGGAAAUGCCAGCUCAAAUGGAACGACUUUGUGUGUUCCUGUCCACUGAACUACACUGGGAAGACUUGUGAGACUCGGGUGUGGUGUGCUAGUGAUCCAUGCAUCUUGGGAAGCUGGUGUGUGGACCUGCCCGAUGGAUAUGAAUGCUUGGCUAACGCUACAUUUGAGAACAAUGCUUUAAAGUACAAUGCCAAUGGCUCUCUGUCCGCCUCUGUGACAACGGUGUCCGUGGACCUGAGGACUCGCGCAGAGAGCGGGACCGUCCUGCGCGCCACCGAUGGCCUGAGGUUCUUCAGCCUGGGCCUCUGGAACUCCACCUUGCUGCUGAAGAUCCGCAGCGGUGACAGCCCAGAAGAGCUGGCCUUCAACGGCACCGUGGUUUCUGACGGAGAGUGGCACAGGGUGAAGCUCUCGCGCAGCGGCUCACGGCACGCCGCGUGGCGCUGGGUGCUUGACGUGGACGGGCACGUGACUGGCUUCAUCCAGGCUGACGCCACCAACCUGGACUUCUUCAACCAUUCCACGGUGUGGCUGGCGGAGAACUUCACCGGGUGUCUGGGGGAGGUGAGGGUUGGGGGUCUGCAUCUGCCACUGGUGGAAGGCGCGAAGGACGAACGGCCGCAGUCCUCGCGCUUCGUCCUCUACGGGGGCGGGAUGGGGCCGCAGAUGGGGUGCGCCGGCGCCCCCCUGUGCCUCUCACGGCCGUGCCUCAACAACGGCUUGUGCCGGGACCUUUUCAACCGCUACAGCUGCGAGUGCGCCCCGGGCUGGGAGGGAGAAGUCUGCCAAAAUGCCAAAGACGAGUGCGCCUCUGGUCCUUGCGUCCAUGGGACCUGCAGGGACCUGUUAGGGGAAUAUCAGUGCGAGUGUGCCCGGGGCUACGGGGGUCGCCGCUGUGAGGAGGAUGUGGACGAAUGCCAGGAGCAACCCUGCGCCAACGGCAGCUUCUGUCAGAACACAGUGGGUGGAUACACCUGCAUCUGUAUGCCACCCUACGGUGGCCAACACUGCCAGUGGCCUUUCCCCUCUCCACGGUGUGAAGAUGUGCAGUGUGCUAAUGGAGGCGUGUGUACAGACAGCGUCUUAUGGACCAACUGCACCUGCAAACCUGGCUACACAGGAGACAGAUGCGAGGUGGAAAUAGAUGAGUGCAUCUCCAACCCCUGCCUCAAUGGCGCCACCUGCGUGGACAGGCCGAGCCGUUACCUGUGCGACUGCUUGCCGGGCUUCAGCGGCGCCAACUGCGAGACCCCCAGGAAGCCGCAGGGAGAGCGCGUGCCCUGGCUGCUGGUGGCCCUGCCGCUCGCGUGUCUGGGCGCACUGCUGGCCGCGGCAGGACUGGUGUGCAUGGCGCUCACCGCCCGAAGGAAACGGCGGUCUGAGGGCACCUACAGCCCGAGCCAGCAGGAAGUGGCUGGAGCACGGCUGGAGAUGGGCAGUGUGCUCAAGGUACCCCCCGAGGAGAGGCUGAUCUGACCAGGACCUUCAACCUUCGGCCCUUGGGGCGGUUAAAAAGGACACGGAAUGCAGAUGGUGUGAGUGUGGUUUCUGAGUGCGACACCGAGCAGUAUUUGGGACCGUCACAGUGAGUGACUAGACUCGUGACAAAGCCAUCGGGGUUGGCUUGUGAUUUUUGAGGUACAAUUGGCUGGAUGAUAAAGAGUGAAGUGACUGAAAUGAUGAGACUUUAUCAGUUCAUGCUGUCUGGUUUACAUUUUCUAUAACAAAGAAAUACAAAAAAAAUGUCUAGAUAAAGCUGGAUAUAUGUAUACUAUUUAAAUGACAAAUCUUUAUUUCUCCAUUCAAGCUUCUCAUGUACAAAACAUUUGAAACAGCCGGAUAUUUAGUUCCUAAAAAUGAAACUCAGAAUGUGUUAAUGAAUCAGUUGGCAAAGUGAAUCACAAAUGCUGCAGAACUUUACCUUUCCUGCAGUGCAGUCCAUGUGAAGGACUGGGUCAUUUCCCAGCUGUAGAUGAAUUCAUGAUGCUGUAGUUUUAGUCUGUGAAGAGUAGCUUACACUGUGCUCAUAUAUAACAGUCUUACCUGCCUGCGUUAUAGCUCUUUGCUGAACGUUGGUAUGCUAUUGGUCACUUUUUUACAAAAACAAAACUGAAGUCAAGGAAAGUUAAUUACUAGUUUAAAAUGUGACAACUUGUAAAUAAAAAUAAAACGAACCAUUGUUAGGUGAAUAUUAAAAACAAAUACACGUAUUUAUUUAUGAGCUCACUGUUCGCCAGUUUGAGAAAUAAUUUUUAUAACGAAGAAAGGAAUUAAGUGCACAUGCCUCUUUUUUACUAGCUACCUAAAUAUUUUUUUUACAAAGUCAUUUUAUAUUUCUGAAAAUGUUGGUGUUUUUUUUUUCCUUCAGAAAGCGUGUUUAUAGUUUUGUUCUAGUCAUAUUAACAAGCUAGGUGUCAUUUAGAGCUGUUUAUAAAGUUUUUAUGUGCACGUGCCAGUCACUGGAUAAUGCUCCACACACGCUGAAGUGGUGGUGUGCCCUCACAUGUUUGGUGUGUAGACUGUUACAUAUUUAACACUGGACUCUUUUCUUCACAUCAUCAUUUGUCUUGCGACAUUCAGGUUGAUGAAUACACUGAAUAAUUCUAUGUGUUUUUUCCACAUUUGUAAUGUGAGAUUGGAUAAUUGUAACUAUAUUUUUGUUUUGUUGUAUUUUUGUCUUUUUUUAAUUUAGUGUACAUUUUUCAAAACUAAUUUGAUGAUGAAUAGGUUAUAGUUUGUACUAUCACAAGAACCAUGUUAUUAUUUUAAAUGGGGUACUUUAAAUUUGGAGGUUAUUAUUUUUGUCAAUUGAUAAUAAAACAAAAGGUUUAAUAAAACUC
Electrophorus electricus (electric eel) is the source of this 6120-nucleotide messenger RNA. It is a transcript of the gene crb2b, whose product is annotated as crumbs cell polarity complex component 2b. Lineage: Eukaryota; Metazoa; Chordata; Actinopteri; Gymnotiformes; Gymnotidae. The record is from RefSeq and is a predicted model, not a curated record. Gene Ontology annotation, biological process: Notch signaling pathway. Gene Ontology annotation, molecular function: Notch binding; calcium ion binding.